AUGGGUGAAUGCAGUAGGAGUCCAGUAGGAAUAGGUGAUGUGCAAACACAACUCAAGAAUGUCCAAGCCAAGAAGUCUCAUGGUUCCACCAAAAUCAAGGGCCAUAUCCUGACACUUCCUGAAAUGAGAGUGGUGUUCAAUGUGGAAGAAAAGGAAAGACAGGAAAGGGAACACAUUGAGAGGGAGAAGGAAGCGCAAAAAGCAGUGGAUACUCUCUCUCAGAGUGCGCAGGUUGCUCAAGAUAUCGUUUUCAAAGUUUUUGACAAGCUGCUGACCACUUAUAAAAAAAGGGAUGAUGUUGAUAGCCUUAUUGUAUCAAGAGGGUCGUCACUGUGCUGCAGUCUUAACACCUGUCACCAAUUCAGCCGAAACUUCUCAACUGCUACAAAUAAUCACAAGACCUACACACAUACUCUUGUGCAGUCUGACCAAAAUAAACAGAAAGUGUCUAAAAAUAGAAAAAUAACAAUCAAGGAAAAGGGUUGUGGAAGUGCAGAGUGUUCUACUCACAAAUGCAAAAGUCAGGGACGACUUGUUGGAUUGGAUGACAUCAUCUCCAGCAUCUUCACUGUAAACGGUCUCAAGGGGACCAAACUGAGCUUUAGAACUGGACAGUAG
Laccaria bicolor S238N-H82 is the source of this 618-nucleotide messenger RNA. RefSeq lists its product as uncharacterized. The coding region runs from base 1 to 618 and encodes 205 amino acids. NCBI's taxonomy places the organism in Eukaryota, Fungi, Basidiomycota, Agaricomycetes, Agaricales, Hydnangiaceae. The transcript has 5 exons. The record is from RefSeq and is a predicted model, not a curated record.